AUGGCUGCGGACCUGGGCUGUGCAAUCCAGGCCUCCUUGAAUCACGGCUCCACGCUUAAAGAGUAUGAUACUGACUGUGAAAUCUUCCGUCAGCGCUUCAGGCAGUUCCAAUACCAAGAAGCAGCCGGGCCUCGUGAAGCUUUCAACAACCUCUGGGAGCUUUGCUGUCAGUGGUUGAAGCCAACGAUGCAUUCUAAGGAAGAAAUCUUGGAGCUGCUAGUGUUGGAGCAGUUCCUAACUAUUCUGCCCUCGGAGAUAGAGAGCUGGGUAAGGCUGUACCGCCCAGAGAAUAGAGAAAGUGUUCUGGCACUGAUAGAAGACUUAGAGAGAGAACUUGAGAUACCAGAGCAGCAGGUCGGUGGGCAGGAAAUGCUCUUGGAAGAACUGGCACCAGUGGGAACAACACACAUACCACCAGACAUCCAACUGGAGUCACCAGACAUCCAACUGGAGUCACCAGACAUCCAACUGGAGUUACCUGAGCUUCACGUCCUAGGACCUUCCCAGGAGGCCACAGUGACAGAGGAGUGGAUCCCACAGGCAGGGCCACAGAACCCGACAGAUGGUGAUGUUAGGGAAUGCCAGCCCUUUUCCGAGCCAGGUUUUGAUAUUUGUAGCGAAACUGAAGAAAAUAUUUCCCAACAGAAAACACUGGAGAAUAUGUAUCAAUUUAUUUUUACUUUUGAGGAUAAUGCUCUCCAUACUCAAGUUUUACAAGAAAAUGAUAAACAAUUAGAAAAUAAAGGGGAAAACCUCCCAUAUUUAUCAAAGCUUUUAGAUAAUCAGAUCUGCCCUCUAGGAGAAAAACCUGAGAGCUCUAACCUGGAAACACUUCCCACUCCUAGACCCAGUAAGAAAAAGAGUCCACAAGGGAAAACUCACCAAUGUUCUCAUUGUGGUAAAUGUUUUCCUUGGAAGUCACAGCUUACUGGACACCAGAUUAUCCACUCAGGAGCAGAACCUCAUAAUUGCCCUGAAUGUGGGAAAAGCUUCCUUCGUAGGUCAGACUUUUACAGACACCAACGACUUCACACAGGGGAAAGGCCCCAUGAAUGCACCGUAUGUAAAAAACGAUUCACUCGGCGGUCACACCUUAUAGAGCACCGCAAAAUUCAUUUUGAAGGAGAAACACAUAAAUGCCUUGAGUGCAAGAAAAGUUUUUGCCAUUCAUCAAGUUUUAAAAGACAUCUGAAAACUCAUACAGGUGAAAAACCUCAUAGAUGUAAUACUUGUGGAAAAAGUUUUAUUCGACUGACAGCUCUUACUUUGCACCAGAGAACUCACACUGAAGAGAGACCUUUUAAAUGUAAUUACUGUGAGAAAAGCUUUAGACAGAAAGCAAGCCUGGUUAUCCAUUUAAGAAUUCAUACAGGGGAGAAGCCAUACAAGUGUAGGUAUUGUUCUCAAAGCUUCAGGCAAAGAACAGGCCUUACUAUGCACAAAAUCACUCACGUUACAGAAGAUUCUUCUAAGAAUUGUUGAGGAAAACUGGUCCUACAGAAGUUGACAGUGACACAUAAAAAU
Trichechus manatus latirostris (Florida manatee) is the source of this 1524-nucleotide messenger RNA. Its product is annotated as zinc finger protein 449-like. Gene Ontology annotation, biological process: regulation of transcription by RNA polymerase II. The transcript has 3 exons. The record is from RefSeq and is a predicted model, not a curated record. Gene Ontology annotation, molecular function: RNA polymerase II cis-regulatory region sequence-specific DNA binding; DNA-binding transcription repressor activity, RNA polymerase II-specific. NCBI's taxonomy places the organism in Eukaryota, Metazoa, Chordata, Mammalia, Sirenia, Trichechidae. The coding region runs from base 1 to 1482 and encodes 493 amino acids. Gene Ontology annotation, cellular component: nucleoplasm.